Molecule: messenger RNA, 1674 nt
Organism: Grosmannia clavigera kw1407
Lineage: Eukaryota; Fungi; Ascomycota; Sordariomycetes; Ophiostomatales; Ophiostomataceae
Product: t-complex protein eta
Exons: 4
Coding region: 1-1674 (557 amino acids)
Biological process (GO): protein folding
Cellular component (GO): chaperonin-containing T-complex
Molecular function (GO): ATP-dependent protein folding chaperone; ATP binding; ATP hydrolysis activity
Source: RefSeq, a predicted model, not a curated record
AUGUCGUUCGGCGGCCAAACCCCCACGAUCAUUGUCCUCAAAGAGGGGACGGACACUUCGCAGGGCAAAGGUCAGAUCGUGUCCAACAUUAAUGCGUGCCUAGCGGUGCAGGCAACGAUCAGGUCCACGCUUGGUCCCUACGGCGGUGACCUGUUGAUGGUUGACGCGAACGGCCGUCAGACGAUUACCAACGACGGUGCAACAGUGAUGAAGCUUCUCGAUAUCGUUCAUCCAGCAGCACGGAUUCUCGUUGACAUUGCACGGUCCCAAGAUGCCGAGGUGGGCGACGGAACGACGUCGGUGGUGGUGCUUGCAGGCGAGAUCCUCAAGGAGGUGAAGGAGCACGUGGAGCAGGGCGUCAGCGCGCAGAUCAUCAUCAAGGGCCUUCGGAGAGCUUGCACCAUAGCUGUCAACAAGAUCAAGGAAAUUGCGGUCGACACGAACGAGGCAGACCACCGGGAGACUUUAAGCAAGCUCGCAGCCACGGCCAUGACCAGCAAGCUGAUCAAGCGGAACACAACGUUUUUCACAAAGAUGGUUGUCGAUGCCGUCCUAGCUCUCGAUCAGGACGACCUGGAUGAGAAGUUAAUAGGUAUCAAGAAGAUCCCAGGCGGCUCGUUGACGGACUCGUUGUUUGUCGACGGCGUGGCGUUCAAGAAGACUUUUAGCUACGCCGGGUUCGAGCAGCAGCCCAAGGCCUUCACAAAGCCCAAGAUCGUGUGUUUAAACGUGGAGCUCGAGCUCAAGGCCGAGAAGGACAAUGCGGAAGUGCGCGUGGAGCAGGUGUCGGAGUACCAGGCAAUUGUGGACGCGGAAUGGCAGAUCAUCUACCGCAAGCUGGAGGCGGUAUACAAGACCGGGGCCAAGGUGGUACUCAGCAAGCUCCCGAUCGGCGACCUGGCGACUCAGUUCUUUGCGGACCGCGACGUGUUCUGCGCCGGCCGCGUGGCUCCGGACGACAUGGAGCGCGUGGUGCAGGCGACGGGAGCGACGGUGCAGUCGACAUGCUCGGACAUCCGGGCAGAGCACCUAGGCACGUGCGGCGUGUUUGAGGAGCGCCAGAUCGGCGGCGAGCGGUUCAACGUGUUCUCCGAGUGCCCACAGGCGCGUACGUGCACGCUGGUGCUGCGCGGUGGUGCUGAGCAGUUCAUCGCCGAGGUGGAGCGCUCGCUGCACGACGCCAUUAUGAUUGUCAAGCGCGCGAUUCGCAACCGCAGUAUCGUCGGCGGUGGUGGUGCCUGCGAGAUGGAGGUGUCGGCGUAUUUGCACCGCUUCGCCGACCGCGACGUGCCGCACAAGCAGCAGGCCGUGAUCAAGAGCUUCGCCAAGGCGCUCGAGGUCAUCCCGCGCCAGCUGUGCGACAACGCCGGCUUCGACGCCACUGACAUCCUCAACACGCUGCGCGUCGAGCACCGUCGCGGCCACACCUGGGCCGGCGUCGACUUUACCAACGAGGGCGUUGCCGACAUGCUGGAGCGCUUUGUCUGGGAGCCCGCCCUGGUCAAGAUCAACGCCCUGCAGGCUGCCACCGAGGCCAGCUGCCUGAUCCUCAGCGUCGACGAGACCAUUCGCAACGAGGAGAGCGCUCAGCCCCAGGCCCCCUCACGCGGACUCCCGCCAGGUGCCGCCCAGCGUGCUCUGCGGGGCCGUGGCCGUGGCAUGCCGAUGCGGUAG